Fusarium coffeatum is the source of this 1623-nucleotide messenger RNA. RefSeq lists its product as uncharacterized. The record is from RefSeq and is a predicted model, not a curated record. The transcript has 6 exons. Bases 1 to 1623 code for a protein of 540 amino acids. Lineage: Eukaryota; Fungi; Ascomycota; Sordariomycetes; Hypocreales; Nectriaceae.
AUGCCAUUUCUUAGACGGAACACAGCACCACCGCCAACCUUACCGGUGCACAAUGGCCCUUCUCGUGUCGCAUCAUGUCUUGAAUGGAUGACCACAGCAAGUUCUGUCAUAUUCACUGAACGAGACGAAUGGAAAAAAGAAUGGAAGAUGGUCAAGUACUCAGCCUCAGAACACAACAAACCCUUCAUCAAAAUUCUGGGGGAGAGGAGUGGGUGCAACUGUCAAGAUGAAGAAAUCUCAAAUUUUAUGGAUCAGCGUUCAUCGCCUCGCGGAGAAUUUGAAACACAGCGUGUUGAAGCGUUCUGUCAGGGUGCUGGUCAGCUCCUUGGCCUUGAGGUUCCAACCCGGGACCAACAGCCGGUGAAUGUUGAGGAACCUAGAGCGUGGGUGUCGGAUCGAAACUACUGGCUUCUUAAAGAUGACCCAGCAGAGACCUCUCGAUAUGGGAAUGUAUUAGGGCGCAUUGAUCUCUACAAUGUCCUGCGAAAAGAGCGAUAUCGUGAGAGUCCAUCAGGAGAGAUGGUUGGGCCCAUUCGACAUCUAUAUUUUGAAAGGUUUGUUAGCAAUCCUGAUGGUGCGAGUGUACUGGCAAUUUUGAAAACUGCAAACGCAUUCCAAGUUGCUGCUCUUCAGGAUCUUCUUGCUAAUUACAUAACAACUGACCCAAACCCAAGCAUUUCGCUGGAAGUCUCUGACCUGUGGAAUACAAGUUAUGUUAUCAGCUUUACAUUACCUUUCUACGCAAUUGGUCUUAGUGGAAGAGAAGACAAGCGCACUCUUCAUGGCAAGAAGCUGUUCCGCACACACUUUGACUUGGAGUCCUUUAGCAAAGAGGAACUGCGUUCGAUCCUAACCGACACGGAAGACUUGGCACCAGAAGAAAAACUACUUCUACACCAAGGAGUGUAUUCGUUCUCGGCGACUGGGGUGACUGAAGAGCAUUGGACGGCAUAUUGCUUUGAUGACGAAUUCUUUGAAAGUGAACCACGAAUCUUGGGGGACGAGGAAGAAACCCAAAGCCCAGAAGAGUGUGUUGACCCUAUUAUGGUCGAGGUCGAUGUGAGAGAUACGGCGAGCCAGUGGCGUCCAAGGCAGUAUUCUCUUGUUGCUUUAGCCAAACGGAUCGAUAAGGUACAUGGGCAUCAUACCCUUGUCCACGAAGUCUUCAGACAUAGUCUGGAUUCCUAUACACGCAGUAUCAGAGACAACUCCAACAGAACUCUCAACCACUCGAACGAACAAGCCUUGAAAAUAUACCCUGAUUUACUGAGCAGGGUGAUAUCCUACAAUAAUAAGAACAUCAAAGAGGUUGAAAGCUUUCUGGAUGAAGGUAUUCAGUUGGAUCAAGCUGGUGUACCUCAAGGGAUGCUCUGGCGGAGUUUACGCAGCGAUAUUCAAGCUCUAAAGGCUCUGCGUGCAAUCACGAAGAAUUUGAAAAAGCUGAAACGUGUUGGUGAUAAACUGGAAGAAAUCCAAAGAUCAUUCAAAGGACUCAGGCAUGAGUCUACAGAGACAGCUCGACUGUGCAGAUCAACAGAGAACCAGGGACGAAAGAGCAAAGGAGCUCGUCGUCGCUACGGUUGCAAGUUCGCCCCCUUGGCCCCUAGACAAAGGCAAAACUAA